AUGUCAGGAGAAAAAGAGAAAGCAAAUGCUUUAAUCGAGAAAAGUUCAAAAGAGGCACGUUUCUACAUAAUUGUGCAUGCGUUAUAUAGAGGCUGCCUUUGAGUAGCGCUCUAAGCGCCCGAGACUUCCCGACGAAGUCUGGGCGGUGGUUUGGCCAGCUGAUGUUGGUCAAACCAACAUCCAAAAUGACAAAUUCUUCUCAUACAGAAGGUUUGUCAAAUUGGAUGCUGGUUUGACCAACAUCAGCUGGUCAAACCACCGCCCAGACUUCGUCGGGAAGUCUCGGGCGCUUAGAGCGCUACUCAAAGGCAGCCUCUAUACCUAAUUUUGAGUGCGAUUUUUGAUUUUCCAGAGAAAAUGGAGGGCUGUGUAAUAAAAUUGAAGGGUCUAUUGGUGAAGAAAAAUGCCAGAACGGGGAAGAGUAUUAUGAAAUUCCAAGUGGGCUCAGAAAAAUAUCCGGAGAUACCUGUGAGCACGGGCUCAGUUUUUAUUUAG
Molecule: messenger RNA, 495 nt
Organism: Blepharisma stoltei
Lineage: Eukaryota; Ciliophora; Heterotrichea; Heterotrichida; Blepharismidae
Source: the annotation of a GenBank genome assembly